AUGCGACAAUGGCUGCAGCUCUUUGCACGGCGAGGAGCUGCUACAGGGACCCCAUUCGCCUCAUCAUGCUCCCGUCCUAGCAACUUCCUCCAUUCGAAGUUCUUUGCCUCCUCGUCUUUGCGACUCGCUGUGGCCAUCAAACCCAUUACCGAUCUUGAAUUACGAUUGGCAGCCAUUCCCAUCGACCGCUAUCGGAAUUUCUGCAUUGUUGCUCAUGUCGAUCAUGGCAAAAGCACCCUCAGCGAUCGAUUGCUGGAGCUCACCGGCACCAUCCAAGCUGGUUCAAACAAGCAAGUUUUGGAUAAGUUAGAUGUCGAAAGAGAACGUGGAAUUACGGUCAAAGCCCAAACAUGUUCGAUGAUAUACAACUACAAGGGACAAGGCUACUUGCUUCAUCUUGUUGACACACCUGGACAUGUCGACUUCAGAGCCGAAGUGGCUCGAAGUUAUGCUAGCUGUGGAGGUGCCCUUCUCCUUGUCGAUGCAAGUCAGGGAAUCCAAGCACAAACGGUCGCGAAUUUUUACCAGGCUUUUGCUCAAGGCUUGACGCUCAUCCCUGUGAUCAACAAAGUCGAUCUGCCUCAUGCAGACCCGCCUCGUGCUCUCGAGCAAAUGAAGGACAACUUCGAGCUGGAUCCGAACACUGCUGUUCUUGUGUCUGCCAAAACCGGGCUCAAUAUUGAGAGUGUCUUGCCUGCAGUGAUAGAGAAUAUUCCUGCACCUACUGGAGACCAUCAAGCCUCUUUGAAGCUUUUCUUGGUUGAUUCCUGGUAUUCAGCAUACAAGGGUGUUAUCCUGCUUGUCCGCAUCUUCGAAGGAUCUGUAAGUGCAGGCGAUCAGCUUAUAUCCUUUGCCACCGGCAACAAAUAUACUGUUGGCGAGGUCGGCAUUAUGUACCCUGACGAAACACCUCAGAGGGUUCUUCGGGCAGGUCAAGUUGGCUAUGUUUACUUCAACCCUAGUAUGAGGAACAGCAAAGAGGCAAAGAUUGGUGACACUUACACCAAAGUCGGCUUUGAGAAGCUAGUCCAACCGCUACCUGGCUUCGAGGAACCGAAGCCGAUGGUUUUCGUUGCAGCUUUUCCUGUGGACCAGGGAGAUUUCGAACAUCUUGAGGACAGUAUCAACCAACUUACCUUGAAUGAUCGAAGUGUCACCGUGCAAAAAGAAUCAUCAAAUGCCCUUGGAGCAGGCUUCCGGCUUGGUUUCUUGGGAACCUUGCAUUGCUCUGUGUUUGAAGACCGGCUUCGACAAGAGCAUGGUGCCAGCAUUAUCAUCACUCCUCCCACCGUGCCUUUCCAGAUUAGGUACAAGGAUGGCAAGGAAGUGACAAUCACAAACCCCGCCGAAUUCCCCGAAGAUGAUUCUAGUCGUCGACAUAUCACCGACUUACUGGAGCCUUAUGUGCUGUGCACUUUGAUUCUGCCACAAGAAUAUCUCGGAACGGUUAUCGAGCUAUGCGAGGCAAACCGUGGUGAACAACAGUCUCUCGAGUACUUCAACUCUACCCAAGUCAUUCUCAAAUACGAAAUGCCCUUGGCUCAACUGGUGGACGACUUCUUUGGAAAAUUGAAAUCUGGAACCAAGGGUUAUGCCACACUUGACUAUGAGGAAUCUGCAUGGCGCGUCAGUAAUAUCGUCAAGCUCCAGCUUCUAGUAAACAAAGAACCAGUUGAUGCUGUUUCUCGAGUCUUGCAUCGGUCUCAAGUCAGGCAAGUCGGAAAGCGCUGGGUUGAAAAGUUCAAAGAGCACGUCGACCGACAGAUGUUUGAGAUCAUCAUUCAAGCUGCUGUUGGCAGAGAAAUUAUCGCACGGGAAACGCUGAAACCAUUCCGAAAGGAUGUUUUGGCGAAGCUGCAUGCUAGCGAUAUCACCAGACGGAAGAAACUGCUCGAGAAACAGAAAGAGGGCCGCAAGAAAUUAAAGGCAGUGGGGAAUGUAGUUAUUGAACACUCUGCGUUCCAGGCCUUCCUGGCAAAAUAA
This is a messenger RNA of Exophiala bonariae, 1983 nucleotides long. RefSeq names its product Translation factor guf1 mitochondrial (gene GUF1). The transcript has 2 exons. The record is from RefSeq and is a predicted model, not a curated record. NCBI's taxonomy places the organism in Eukaryota, Fungi, Ascomycota, Eurotiomycetes, Chaetothyriales, Herpotrichiellaceae. Gene Ontology annotation, biological process: positive regulation of translation. Gene Ontology annotation, molecular function: GTPase activity; mitochondrial ribosome binding; GTP binding. Gene Ontology annotation, cellular component: mitochondrion. Bases 1 to 1983 code for a protein of 660 amino acids.